Messenger RNA from Acyrthosiphon pisum (pea aphid), 1838 nucleotides. Its product is annotated as serine protease inhibitor 4-like. The record is from RefSeq and is a predicted model, not a curated record. The coding region runs from base 186 to 1310 and encodes 374 amino acids. NCBI's taxonomy places the organism in Eukaryota, Metazoa, Arthropoda, Insecta, Hemiptera, Aphididae. The transcript is spliced from 8 exons. Gene Ontology annotation, molecular function: serine-type endopeptidase inhibitor activity.
AAGAUACCUACAACCGAAAUGUAUUGCGAUAAGACACGCAGUCGUCAUAUCUGGAUUAAAGAAUACACUACUCGUAGGACGCCAUCAUCUCGUUGAAUUCGGCAACGUUUUGUUUUCAAACACGCAGAAAUCGAAAAACACUUACGACUACGAUAUACCUAAUAAGCGACGGUAAAUCGAAAAAAAUGGAUCUAUCUACAAAUUUAGAAGCAUUACGCUCGGCAAAUCAUGAUUUUUCAUUUUCUUUGUACAAAGAAGUGGCCAAAACUGAAACAGGAAAUAUUUUCUAUUCUCCAUUCAGUAUCCACGUGAUUAUGUUUAUCGCUAGUAUUGGAGCAGUGGCAAAAACAUUUGAUGAAAUGGUAGCCACCAUUCAUCUAAAUGAAACUACUUAUUCACUGGAAGCAUACAGACAAUUAUUGGAAGAAUUAACAAAUGAAAAUGAUAAGCUGAAACUCGCAACCGGAACGUUUGUCGAUACAGCAUAUAAUGUUAAAGAUAGUUUUGUGGAAAACUCUAGAAAAUAUUUAAAAUCUUCUUCGAAAAAAUUGAAUUUUAAGAAUGACCCAGAACGACAGCGCCAAUAUUUAAACGAUUGGGUUUUAAACGAAACCAAUAACAAAAUCAAAGAUGUAUUCCCCACAGACUCUAUUAAUCAUGACACUGCCUUAGUAUUGGCAAAUGCUGUAUAUUUUAAAAGUGCAUGGGCACAUCAAUUUACACGUUGUAUAGACGGCUCUUUUUAUGUGACUCCAAGCAACGAAGUAGCAGUAAAAAUGAUGAUUCGCGAACAUGGGUUUCAAUACUAUCAUGAUGAUCUUCUACAAUUCACCGCACUUGAAUUACCCUAUGAAAACCAUUCUUUUAAAAUGAUAAUUUUAUUACCUGAUGCUAAAGAUGGGUUGAAUACACUGGAGAAUAACUUUUCAAAAAUUAAUUUACAUGAAAUUUCAAAAAAUAUGACCCAGCAUUAUAUCAGAGUCAAAUUACCUAGUUUUAAACUAGAACAGUCACUGCAAUUAAAAGAAACAUUAUCCAAUCUGGGAAGUCCAACCAUGUUUACACGGGCAGCAAACUUUUCUAACAUUGUAGAAGACGGUAAUAUUUAUGCGAGUAAAGUUGUGCACAAGGCAUAUAUUGAUGUAAAUCAAUACGGAACUGAGGCUGCAGCAAUUACAAAAAUGGAAUUCAUCCCAAGGCGUGCAAGAUCAUAUACAGAUUUCAUUGUUGAUCAUCCAUUUAUGUUUUUUAUUUCGACUAGAUAUAAUACUAUUAUAUUUGUAGGUCGAAUGACCGCAAUUAUUAAUUAAUUGGUCAAUUUAUCAAUUGAUUAAUUUAUUAAAGUUUUUUUAAUUAGAUAUUUAAUUUUGUCAAAAACUCAAGGCAAAUGUAAAACAAAUCAAAUUUAAAGAUUUCAAUCUUGAUUAUUGAAAAAAAUUGUGUAUUACCUUUACUUAUUAGUUAUAUUAUUACUGUUUUUUCAUAUAAUAGAAAUUUAAUAAAAAACCUUGAAUAAAAUUCAUAAAUUAACAUUAAAUUUUUUGAAAUUAUAUAUAUUUUUUAAUUUUGCAAGUGUUAUGCACUUCAGUUACCGAUUUAAAUUUUAAUGUAUUCAGCGUCACAUAUGCAUAGUUUAAUGUUAUGUCUUUCGUGUAGCUUAAACAUAAAAGUUAAAAUAAUGUUAUAUAUCUACUGCUGUAUUUAGAAAUUAUAUGAUGUACCUACCUAUAUAAUAUUAAAUUGAAACAAGUACAAUAUAUUUUUAUAUUUAAGUUUAUAAAUGUAUUUUGGUUAUAUUCAGACAUCAGUCACAUACCAAUAAAUAAUUACAACUUGUA